This is a messenger RNA of Symphalangus syndactylus (siamang), 1339 nucleotides long. RefSeq names its product defective in cullin neddylation 1 domain containing 5 (gene DCUN1D5). Gene Ontology annotation, molecular function: ubiquitin-like protein binding; cullin family protein binding; ubiquitin conjugating enzyme binding. Gene Ontology annotation, biological process: protein neddylation. The record is from RefSeq and is a predicted model, not a curated record. Lineage: Eukaryota; Metazoa; Chordata; Mammalia; Primates; Hylobatidae. Gene Ontology annotation, cellular component: ubiquitin ligase complex.
UGCGUCACUUCCGGGCCUCAGCGAUUCGCCUCCGGGUUAGGCUGAGCCUCUUGCUUGCUGUGACUGGUGGAGCUGCCGCGCUGUCCGCGUUAUUUCCUCCUGGUGAGAACGAACCGCAGUGUCCACCGGCCAGGAGCCAGCCCUGUCCCGGUCAGAGAAAGACGACGAGGAUACCUGGGAGCGGGCGGCGGCCGGGCUGGGCCGCUCCGGUGCGGGCUGGCGACUCUGCUCCUCCGCUUGCUGCUGUCUCUGGGAACUGGGUGCCAGCGCUGAGGGGCUUCCAGCGGACAGGGACCCCCUUCCCCGGCUCCCCUGCCCACCCUGCCGGGGAGGGCGGAAGAUGCCGGUGAAGAAGAAGAGAAAAUCCCCUGGGGUGGCAGCAGCAGUAGCGGAAGACGGAGGCCUCAAAAAGUGUAAAAUCUCCAGCUAUUGCAGAUCCCAACCCCCUGCUAGACUAAUAAGUGGAGAGGAACAUUUUUCAAGCAAGAAGUGCCUGGCUUGGUUUUAUGAAUAUGCAGGUCCUGAUGAAGUUGUAGGGCCAGAAGGAAUGGAAAAAUUUUGUGAAGACAUUGGUGUUGAACCUGAAAAUAUUAUUAUGUUAGUUUUAGCGUGGAAAUUGGAGGCUGAAAGCAUGGGAUUUUUUACCAAGGAAGAAUGGUUAAAGGGAAUGACUUCAUUACAGUGUGACUGCACAGAAAAGUUACAAAACAAAUUUGACUUUUUGCGCUCACAGUUGAAUGAUAUUUCGUCAUUUAAGAAUAUCUACAGAUAUGCCUUUGAUUUUGCAAGGGAUAAAGAUCAGAGAAGCCUUGAUAUUGAUACUGCUAAAUCCAUGUUAGCUCUUCUACUUGGGAGGACAUGGCCACUGUUUUCAGUAUUUUACCAGUACCUGGAGCAAUCAAAGUAUCGUGUUAUGAACAAAGAUCAAUGGUACAAUGUAUUAGAAUUCAGCAGAACGGUCCAUGCUGAUCUUAGUAACUAUGAUGAAGAUGGUGCUUGGCCUGUUCUUCUUGAUGAAUUUGUUGAGUGGCAAAAAGUCCGUCAGACAUCAUAGCAAGAACUAUGUGAAGAAAAUGCAAACCUUUCGAUUCCCACGUGUAUACAAGCUAAUGUGAUGAGAGGGAAAAAAAUCCAACGGGUGCAUUUUCAUUCAUAUGAAAGACUUCUCAUAGUACUUUUUUUUCCUUUUUUUAAAGGAGGUUUUUCUUGUUACAUGUGAUGGGCAUUGAGCCACACCUCUUCUUAGACUGAAUAUUGAAGUUUUUGUUUUGAGUUAUGUUUAUAACAUUUAUUUCAGAACAAUAAAGAUUCAGAUUUGUGACAAAGGCCUUAAAGUGAA